This is a messenger RNA of Schistocerca serialis cubense, 4407 nucleotides long. RefSeq names its product mucin-5AC-like. The transcript has 4 exons. NCBI's taxonomy places the organism in Eukaryota, Metazoa, Arthropoda, Insecta, Orthoptera, Acrididae. The record is from RefSeq and is a predicted model, not a curated record. Bases 1 to 4407 code for a protein of 1468 amino acids.
AUGCCGACAGAACAGUGGCAAAGUAAACAUCAAGAAAUUGAUCCAGGACUUGCCCACAAGGUGGAAUUCAACCCUGUUAUGUUGGAACAGACCGUCACAGAGACCGUCACAGAGACCGUCACAGAGACCGUCACAGAGACCGUCACAGAGACCGUCACAGAGACCGUCACAGAGACCGUCACAGAGACCGUCACAGAGACCGUCACAGAGACCGUCACAGAGACCGUCACAGAGACCGUCACAGAGACCGUCACAGAGACCGUCACAGAGACCGUCACAGAGACCGUCACAGAGACCGUCACAGAGACCGUCACAGAGACCGUCACAGAGACCGUCACAGAGACCGUCACAGAGACCGUCACAGAGACCGUCACAGAGACCGUCACAGAGACCGUCACAGAGACCGUCACAGAGACCGUCACAGAGACCGUCACAGAGACCGUCACAGAGACCGUCACAGAGACCGUCACAGAGACCGUCACAGAGACCAAAUCGGCACCAACGAAAAGCACCAACGAAAAGCACCAACGAAAAGCACCAACGAAAAGCACCAACGAAAAGCACCAACGAAAAGCACCAACGAAAAGCACCAACGAAAAGCACCAACGAAAAGCACCAACGAAAAGCACCAACGAAAAGCACCAACGAAAAGCACCAACGAAAAGCACCAACGAAAAGCACCAACGAAAAGCACCAACGAAAAGCACCAACGAAAAGCACCAACGAAAAGCACCAACGAAAAGCACCAACGAAAAGCACCAACGAAAAGCACCAACGAAAAGCACCAACGAAAAGCACCAACGAAAAGCACCAACGAAAAGCACCAACGAAAAGCACCAACGAAAAGCACCAACGAAAAGCACCAACGAAAAGCACCAACGAAAAGCACCAACGAAAAGCACCAACGAAAAGCACCAACGAAAAGCACCAACGAAAAGCACCAACGAAAAGCACCAACGAAAAGCACCAACGAAAAGCACCAACGAAAAGCACCAACGAAAAGCACCAACGAAAAGCACCAACGAAAAGCACCAACGAAAAGCACCAACGAAAAGCACCAACGAAAAGCACCAACGAAAAGCACCAACGAAAAGCACCAACGAAAAGCACCAACGAAAAGCACCAACGAAAAGCACCAACGAAAAGCACCAACGAAAAGCACCAACGAAAAGCACCAACGAAAAGCACCAACGAAAAGCACCAACGAAAAGCACCAACGAAAAGCACCAACGAAAAGCACCAACGAAAAGCACCAACGAAAAGCACCAACGAAAAGCACCAACGAAAAGCACCAACGAAAAGCACCAACGAAAAGCACCAACGAAAAGCACCAACGAAAAGCACCAACGAAAAGCACCAACGAAAAGCACCAACGAAAAGCACCAACGAAAAGCACCAACGAAAAGCACCAACGAAAAGCACCAACGAAAAGCACCAACGAAAAGCACCAACGAAAAGCACCAACGAAAAGCACCAACGAAAAGCACCAACGAAAAGCACCAACGAAAAGCACCAACGAAAAGCACCAACGAAAAGCACCAACGAAAAGCACCAACGAAAAGCACCAACGAAAAGCACCAACGAAAAGCACCAACGAAAAGCACCAACGAAAAGCACCAACGAAAAGCACCAACGAAAAGCACCAACGAAAAGCACCAACGAAAAGCACCAACGAAAAGCACCAACGAAAAGCACCAACGAAAAGCACCAACGAAAAGCACCAACGAAAAGCACCAACGAAAAGCACCAACGAAAAGCACCAACGAAAAGCACCAACGAAAAGCACCAACGAAAAGCACCAACGAAAAGCACCAACGAAAAGCACCAACGAAAAGCACCAACGAAAAGCACCAACGAAAAGCACCAACGAAAAGCACCAACGAAAAGCACCAACGAAAAGCACCAACGAAAAGCACCAACGAAAAGCACCAACGAAAAGCACCAACGAAAAGCACCAACGAAAAGCACCAACGAAAAGCACCAACGAAAAGCACCAACGAAAAGCACCAACGAAAAGCACCAACGAAAAGCACCAACGAAAAGCACCAACGAAAAGCACCAACGAAAAGCACCAACGAAAAGCACCAACGAAAAGCACCAACGAAAAGCACCAACGAAAAGCACCAACGAAAAGCACCAACGAAAAGCACCAACGAAAAGCACCAACGAAAAGCACCAACGAAAAGCACCAACGAAAAGCACCAACGAAAAGCACCAACGAAAAGCACCAACGAAAAGCACCAACGAAAAGCACCAACGAAAAGCACCAACGAAAAGCACCAACGAAAAGCACCAACGAAAAGCACCAACGAAAAGCACCAACGAAAAGCACCAACGAAAAGCACCAACGAAAAGCACCAACGAAAAGCACCAACGAAAAGCACCAACGAAAAGCACCAACGAAAAGCACCAACGAAAAGCACCAACGAAAAGCACCAACGAAAAGCACCAACGAAAAGCACCAACGAAAAGCACCAACGAAAAGCACCAACGAAAAGCACCAACGAAAAGCACCAACGAAAAGCACCAACGAAAAGCACCAACGAAAAGCACCAACGAAAAGCACCAACGAAAAGCACCAACGAAAAGCACCAACGAAAAGCACCAACGAAAAGCACCAACGAAAAGCACCAACGAAAAGCACCAACGAAAAGCACCAACGAAAAGCACCAACGAAAAGCACCAACGAAAAGCACCAACGAAAAGCACCAACGAAAAGCACCAACGAAAAGCACCAACGAAAAGCACCAACGAAAAGCACCAACGAAAAGCACCAACGAAAAGCACCAACGAAAAGCACCAACGAAAAGCACCAACGAAAAGCACCAACGAAAAGCACCAACGAAAAGCACCAACGAAAAGCACCAACGAAAAGCACCAACGAAAAGCACCAACGAAAAGCACCAACGAAAAGCACCAACGAAAAGCACCAACGAAAAGCACCAACGAAAAGCACCAACGAAAAGCACCAACGAAAAGCACCAACGAAAAGCACCAACGAAAAGCACCAACGAAAAGCACCAACGAAAAGCACCAACGAAAAGCACCAACGAAAAGCACCAACGAAAAGCACCAACGAAAAGCACCAACGAAAAGCACCAACGAAAAGCACCAACGAAAAGCACCAACGAAAAGCACCAACGAAAAGCACCAACGAAAAGCACCAACGAAAAGCACCAACGAAAAGCACCAACGAAAAGCACCAACGAAAAGCACCAACGAAAAGCACCAACGAAAAGCACCAACGAAAAGCACCAACGAAAAGCACCAACGAAAAGCACCAACGAAAAGCACCAACGAAAAGCACCAACGAAAAGCACCAACGAAAAGCACCAACGAAAAGCACCAACGAAAAGCACCAACGAAAAGCACCAACGAAAAGCACCAACGAAAAGCACCAACGAAAAGCACCAACGAAAAGCACCAACGAAAAGCACCAACGAAAAGCACCAACGAAAAGCACCAACGAAAAGCACCAACGAAAAGCACCAACGAAAAGCACCAACGAAAAGCACCAACGAAAAGCACCAACGAAAAGCACCAACGAAAAGCACCAACGAAAAGCACCAACGAAAAGCACCAACGAAAAGCACCAACGAAAAGCACCAACGAAAAGCACCAACGAAAAGCACCAACGAAAAGCACCAACGAAAAGCACCAACGAAAAGCACCAACGAAAAGCACCAACGAAAAGCACCAACGAAAAGCACCAACGAAAAGCACCAACGAAAAGCACCAACGAAAAGCACCAACGAAAAGCACCAACGAAAAGCACCAACGAAAAGCACCAACGAAAAGCACCAACGAAAAGCACCAACGAAAAGCACCAACGAAAAGCACCAACGAAAAGCACCAACGAAAAGCACCAACGAAAAGCACCAACGAAAAGCACCAACGAAAAGCACCAACGAAAAGCACCAACGAAAAGCACCAACGAAAAGCACCAACGAAAAGCACCAACGAAAAGCACCAACGAAAAGCACCAACGAAAAGCACCAACGAAAAGCACCAACGAAAAGCACCAACGAAAAGCACCAACGAAAAGCACCAACGAAAAGCACCAACGAAAAGCACCAACGAAAAGCACCAACGAAAAGCACCAACGAAAAGCACCAACGAAAAGCACCAACGAAAAGCACCAACGAAAAGCACCAACGAAAAGCACCAACGAAAAGCACCAACGAAAAGCACCAACGAAAAGCACCAACGAAAAGCACCAACGAAAAGCACCAACGAAAAGCACCAACGAAAAGCACCAACGAAAAGCACCAACGAAAAGCACCAACGAAAAGCACCAACGAAAAGCACCAACGAAAAGCACCAACGAAAAGCACCAACGAAAAGCACCAACGAAAAGCACCAACGAAAAGAUUCAGCAUUACCUGCAGGCGUCUUUAUAAUGGCUAG